Molecule: messenger RNA, 921 nt
Organism: Sordaria macrospora k-hell
Lineage: Eukaryota; Fungi; Ascomycota; Sordariomycetes; Sordariales; Sordariaceae
Source: RefSeq, a predicted model, not a curated record
AUGGGCAGGCCCAUCACAACCACCAGCGCAAGAAUUCCUUACCCCCAAAACCCCACAGCCCCAUGGUCCAACGGGACAUCAACCACCUUUCCGCCCCUAGGAACCGGGACAGCAAUUAUACUCACAACCGGCACAGGAGUAAUCCUAACAACCGCUCCAUUCACGUACUUAACAACAACAACAACAGUAAUAACCAGCGCCCGCUUCCCCUUCCCCCUAAACACUACAGCCUUCUGGUCCAACGGAACCGCCACAACAUCAUCUACUAUCCUCGGCACCGGUACAGGUAUCGGCACGGGGAUAAUCAUCACCGGCACAGGUUAUUACAAAUCUACCCCUACAACCACAACAUCAGCCAAACCAACAGCAACAGCAACAGAAGACCUAACCUGCGGCGAAACCACCACUCCCUUCGCCCUUCGCGUCACCCAACCCGGCGGUACCUUUGACAAAUGGUUCGUCCACGUCGUUGGCAACGGGCUACUGUUUACUAGCAGUCAGAGCCAAGGAAGCGCGUUUAGUGUCGAGGGGACUGGGCAUUUGUGUGCGGUGGGAUAUGGUGAUUCAAAUGGGAAGCCGAGGAUUGCUGCUGUUGGUGUUGCUGGUGCCGGUGCCGGUACGGAGGAGGAUGAGACGCAUACUGAAAGUGGGGAGGCUGGUGAGGGACCGGUCUGGAUGUUGAGACAGGGCACCUUGAAGGCUUAUUGGGAGGAUUAUAAAGCUUUGGAGUGUACGAGGGAUGGAGGAGGGUUGAGUUGUGCCCCUGCUGCUAAUGGGACGAGUGCGGGUGCGGUUGCGGGCGCUGAUGGAGGAGGUGGGUGGGUUGGGUGUGGGUUGAUGUUGAGUUUGGGGAGGGAUGUUGAUGUUGGGUAUGGGGGGUUGAAUUGCUCGAGUAUUGCUUUAGAAGUUGUUGAGUCUUAG